AUGAGCUACAAGCACUUUACUGUACAUGAUAUCAUUGAUUUCAGUUCUAGAGUGAUGUCUAGUCUGAACAAUCGUGUUAACAAUAUGAAAUGGAAGUACUCAGCGGACGUGAUAAUACUAACAGAUUGGUAUCUCAAUUACCAUGCAGCACAGGGCACCAUUUCUGCUAGUGAGUUUACUCAAGUUGUGCAGUCAACAUCUUGGUGCUCUCGCACAUCCUAUGACUCUGUAUAUGAAGCUGUAGAGAAACUGCUGGAAUUUGCUAGCAGUGGUGGUGAUGCGUUAAAGACAAUUUCGCAGGAUGAUUUAAUGAAACUGAUUUCUGAAGUAGAUUUUGCCAAGCUGAGCCAAGAUAUAUUAGAAAGAAUGUCAAAGAGUCGUUUCAUUCCCAUGAAGGUCACUAUGGAGGGGGCCAUCAGUGUGUGCUCCCAACUCAGACAACAACUUCAAACGUGCAAAUCGGUUCUGAGGUCUGUGCUAGACAAACAGAAAUAUCAGACAGUUCGUAAUCACUUGAAAGAGAUGUUGUUGCAAGGUGGAGUCAAUUUUGCCAACGAACUUUGA
Messenger RNA from Corticium candelabrum, 564 nucleotides. RefSeq lists its product as uncharacterized. The transcript has a single exon. NCBI's taxonomy places the organism in Eukaryota, Metazoa, Porifera, Homoscleromorpha, Homosclerophorida, Plakinidae. Bases 1 to 564 code for a protein of 187 amino acids. The record is from RefSeq and is a predicted model, not a curated record.